Cyphomyrmex costatus is the source of this 1401-nucleotide messenger RNA. RefSeq lists its product as uncharacterized. Lineage: Eukaryota; Metazoa; Arthropoda; Insecta; Hymenoptera; Formicidae. The transcript has a single exon. Bases 1 to 1401 code for a protein of 466 amino acids. The record is from RefSeq and is a predicted model, not a curated record. Gene Ontology annotation, molecular function: zinc ion binding; nucleic acid binding.
AUGACGACGCCGCGUACUCCACCCAGGGACCAAACCCCUGAACGCUUACUAAUCUCAGGCGAAGAAAACGCCCAAAAUUCAAUCAACCCGCAAGAUCGCAGUACUCCGGAGAACAGGCGUAGACGAAGGGUGACCUUCCAAACAGACCACUCCGAAGACGAACACGACACGCAAGAUUCAAUAGAAACGCGAGUAACAAACAGACAGGACGAAGUCCUAGAUCGAUUGAUAGCAGCCAUUACCGGUCUACAAGAUAGAAUGGACCAGCUGGAAUUUACAAAUAAUCACGGAACAGGAAAUGUUCGAUCCGUCCGACACGACAAUAGAAUAAUACGGGAUUCCGGCCAACAUACAGAUAAUUCGCUAACACACGUAUCCCGCGAACCCGGAGGAUCCCUUCACUAUCUGACCUUAAAAGAAGCACGUAACAUGAUCCCCGAGAUGGACGGCACCUCGCGAGAUCGCGUGCAGGAAUUUAUACAAGCAAGUGAUUACGCCAUGCGGCAUACUCAACCCUCGGAUGCAUCCACUCUACUAGACGCCGUGUUAUGCACCAAACUUAAGGGAAAGGCGAUGAAAACUUUCAAAAACAGGGAAAUCACUAGCUAUGAGCAACUAAAGGACGAAUUAGAGACGGAAUAUCUAAGCCGCAGAAGCACCGCACACUUACAGCUCGAAUUCAAUUCGUUGAAGCAAAAACCAACGGAAACCGCGCAAGCAUUCGGGCGCAGAGUAGAGGACAUAGCCAUAGAACUUUACGACUCCAUGGAAGAAGGAAAAAAUCAUAAUUCCAUUCAGCAACAAGCCAUCCUAGAGCACGUCAGAGAUCAGGCCCUAGCGAAUUAUCAAAUCGGAUUGCGGGAAGAAAUAAAGACAUUAGUGCGCUCGCAGCACUUCCGAACGCUUCAAGAGGUCAUUGCCGGAGCAAGUUCCGAAGAAAAAAUAAAAGGCCUAAACGACCGACACCGCGCGUAUCAACGCGACAAGAAAACGGACUCAAAUUAUUACUCCCCGCGAAAUUUGAGAAACCCCACACCCCAAUGCGGUAAAUGUGGAAAAACGGGCCACAUCGGUCAAAAUUGUCGGACAAGCCGAUACGCGAAUAAAUUUUCCUUGCCUCGUGCCGAAAAGCGAGCAGGAAUUAAUAUCGUCGAGAAAUUUUGUACGUAUUGCAAAAAGGCGGGACAUAAUCGCGAAGAGUGCUGGACACUUAACGGGCGACCCGACAAAAAUACGCGACCACGCGCAAAACGUGAAAUGGAGAACAAAACGAAGCGAGUAAACUCCGCCGUAAAGGUGAGAAAUCAAAGGAGCAAGCGAAACAGCGACAGCGAGGAAGCAUCGUCUACUAGCAGCGAGGACGAAGAAAAAAAUAACACAAGUACUAAACAGGAACGGUGA